CUUGAGCAUAUUUCAUACCCUUUAUUGGAGACCGACGCCAUUUUUGUUGUGCUAAAUUUACGGAUUACUCAUUGGCUUGAAUGUCAUGUCAUUUGAUUUUCCAUUGGAGGCACAUCUCCACCCACUCCAGAGAUGCUAUCACACUUGGUUUGAAAACGAUUGGAAACCAGGAAAACACUAACUUCAUAAAACCUGGAACUACUGCUUGCAUCACAUUUCAAGUAACCUACGUAUUGUUAAUGGUGAAGUGCUUGGAUGGUUUGCGGGUAAUUACUUAGGACAGUUGUGGGUAUUCUUAAAGUAUCCCUACAGCAGAUUUGCGGCACAGAUAGAGACAGUUUUAACAUAGAGGAUAUUUGCAGAUAGAGAAGAGAAUAGCACUUCUUGUAAUUUAAGAUCAGCUCUGCCCAGGGAACAUGACCUUCGCACCAGAGCUGAGUUGUACUACAAUCCCACUCUCCAAUGGUCUGCAGAUUCCGUUAUUUGGAUUAGGCACAUCACAUAAUGGCGGAUACUCCCAUGAAGCCAUUGUGUAUGCACUCACUGAGUGUGGCGUGCGCCACAUUGACACAGCAAAGCGCUACGGCUGCGAGAAGAAACUGGGUGACGCUAUCACAGAAAGUGGGAUACCACGAAGUGAUCUGUGGGUCACCAAUAAACUGUGGCAUGGGGACUAUGGAUACAAAGCUGCAAAGAAGGCGUGCCUUGACUCCUGCUCGCAGAUGGGGGUGGAAUAUUUUGAUCUGUACCUGAUGCACUGGCCGUCAUCGUGACCUGGUUGCUCCAACAAGGAGAUGAGAGCUGAGACUUGGAGAGCUUUGGAGGAACUGUAUAAAGAAGGGCUGUGCUGUGCUAUUGGAGUGAGCAACUUCCUGGUCCAUCACCUGGAAGAGUUAAAGGAAGACUGUACUGUUGUGCCACGGAUCCACCAGGUGGAGUACCAUCCUUUCCAGCAGCCCAAUCACCUGAUGGAGUACUGUCGUCAGGAGGGAAUUGUGUUUGAAGGGUACAGUCCUCUGGCCAAGGGUCAAGUCCUCAGCAACCCGACUGUUCUCCAGAUAGCAGAAAAAUACAGCCGCACACCUGCUCAGAUCUGCAUCCGCUGGAGUAUUCAGAAUGGAGUUGUUACAAUCCCCAAAUCUACGAAAAAGAAGAGGAUUCAAGAAAACUGUCAAGUGUUUGGGUUUCAGCUGGAGGAGUCGGACAUGGCCGCUUUGGGAGGAUUACAUGAUGGAAGACGUGUGUCUUGGGAUCCAACAAAUGUGGAGUAACGUUAUGUGAGAAACCCCAGAGUGUGCUUGUCUUUGAACUAGUUUUGUCAGUUACAGGAUAGUUCCGGUGCAGCCGGAGGUUCCGCCGGAUGUCCCUAAUUUUCGGCCGGAUGUCCGUCACCUCCCGCUUUCUUUGUGUUGGCAUUCUAAACUCCGGUUAUAUCAGGACUAUGGUUAACUGCUCCUCAGAUCUCUGCAGAGUAAUAGUUGUCUGAAGAUCUAACCUUGAGAUUGUAUUUGGAUUUUGAAUCCUGCUUCGUUCAUUAGUGGCUCACAUCUUGCUUGGAAAGAGACUGCCUAAUGUGAAGUUCAUUCAUCUCAGCUAGCACUACUGGAGUGGAUAAACAAAUGGGCACGUGAACUCACCGGACCAAAACAUUUAUUAAGUGCCGUACUUUGACUGCAAAUUAGCCUACGGCUAGAAGUCCCACACACAUUGCAUCGGUUGCACUUUAGAUGUAACAAUGCCUAUAUGUAUUGUCCCUGAUAAAUAAACUGAUAAAAUAAAAAUAAAUUUACAUAUUAACUUUUUUUUUGGUACAAUAGAAGAUUGACUGAUGAUCAUAGGUAACAAAGAAAAAAGAUGAUGUUAGCAAAAUAAAUCCUUUCUAAAUACUGAUUUGCCUGUCAAACUGAGGAUGUGAGGUCAUUCAUCUUUUUUUCAUUUUCAGGAUUUCCUAGAUGGGCAGGGCACUUUAAACAUACCCAUUCAUUGACUUUAAAAGCUUAAUUUGCAGAUAACUCUAUGUGUUGGGAGAAUAUGCAUGCAUGUAUUUUACGUUAGCUAAUAUUAUGUCUUCUGUUUUGGAUAGGGCCGGUAGGUAAAGUAGGAUAGUACGGGGAUGGGACCGACUGAUAAAUGUUGCAAAUAUUUAUGUCAAAUAAAUAUAAAAUAAAAACAACUGUGCACCAUGA
Messenger RNA from Sander lucioperca (pikeperch), 2186 nucleotides. Its product is annotated as glyoxal reductase-like. NCBI's taxonomy places the organism in Eukaryota, Metazoa, Chordata, Actinopteri, Perciformes, Percidae. The record is from RefSeq and is a predicted model, not a curated record. Gene Ontology annotation, molecular function: oxidoreductase activity.